This is a messenger RNA of Debaryomyces fabryi, 807 nucleotides long. It is a transcript of the gene CYC3, whose product is annotated as holocytochrome c synthase. Gene Ontology annotation, biological process: cytochrome c-heme linkage. The transcript has a single exon. NCBI's taxonomy places the organism in Eukaryota, Fungi, Ascomycota, Pichiomycetes, Serinales, Debaryomycetaceae. The record is from RefSeq and is a predicted model, not a curated record. Bases 1 to 807 code for a protein of 268 amino acids. Gene Ontology annotation, molecular function: holocytochrome-c synthase activity. Gene Ontology annotation, cellular component: mitochondrion.
AUGGGUUGGUUUUGGGCUGAUAGAAACGUACAAAAUCAGGUUAGUAAAUGUCCUAUUGAUCAUAAAUCAUUUAAACAAGAGCCUUCAGCUUCGGAGAGUGCUUGUCCAAUAAAACACUCUUCUUUAGUAAGCGAAUGUCCUAUCAAGGAUAACGAUGAAGUGUUGAACCCUCUUAAUAAUAUGCCGAUGGCCAUUUCGUCAGAACGUGCACCAGGUCAGAAGAUAUCAUUAUCGACAGAAAGAACCAUUUCUUCCAUUCCUCGAGGUGAGCUGGAAGACCAAGGACUCUGGGAAUACCCAUCGCCGCAACAAAUGUUGAAUGCGAUGUUGAAGAAAGGAAAAGGCCAGGGUAUUCCUGAAGAUGCCGUGGAGUCCAUGGUGGGUGUUCACAACUUCUUGAAUGAGGGUGCUUGGCAGCAAAUCUUAGAGUGGGAACAAAAAUAUACUGAGAGAACGAAAAUAGAGCCAAGAUUGUUAAGAUUCACUGGUAGACCGCAUGAUUUAUCCCCUAGAGCAUCUAUGUAUCUUUGGUUGGGAAAGAUUUUCCCAGAUACAUUUAAUACCCAACCUCCAUUCGACAGGCAUGACUGGACUGUGUUGAGGUCCUUGGGACGAAGUCAAGGUUGGGAACAAGUCAGAUACGUAAUUGACUACUAUGGUGCUCCAGAUGACGAAGAAACAGGAAUGCCAGCAUUUAUCUUGGAUACAAGACCCGCAUUGGAUAACCCAACUAACGCAUAUGAUAGAUUCGUUCAUUGGUCUCAACCUCUCUGGAAAAGGGCAAUGGGUGAAUUUGAUGAUUUGUAA